Molecule: messenger RNA, 645 nt
Organism: Colletotrichum higginsianum IMI 349063
Lineage: Eukaryota; Fungi; Ascomycota; Sordariomycetes; Glomerellales; Glomerellaceae
Exons: 2
Coding region: 1-645 (214 amino acids)
Source: RefSeq, a predicted model, not a curated record
AUGGCUGUCCGAACAGCCACAGAGAGUUCGAUUCGGACCCUGUCUCUGCAAAAGGCCAACCUUUCCCAUCCUGACCGGAUAAGGAAGGACCCUGUUACCAUUUCCGAACCCACUAGAAAGACCAGCGAACGUUGUGUGGUCAUGGGCCAUGGGCAUCCGUGCGCUAUGCCGAAAGAAGCGCGAGCGCGGUGCGGCGGUAACGAGCCACAAGCGUACACUAGAGGCGGCGCUCAACAUGCCAGGCGUGCGGCGUGCCAGCAGCCCGCAGUCGGUGUGGAUCUUAAGACCGUCCUGAAAGCCAAGCUCCAUUCAGAGAAGCCGCAACGACACCGGCAGCGUCUCCGCGGCACCAGAAACGGCCGGGUGCCAGCGAGGUUACAUCAACCCGAGAGACCUGACGGUCGUUCAAGACAUGGUUUCAAGCCGCCUUGUGCCGGGGGUGUCCGAGCUUUCGAACCACAGCACUCGCACAAGUUCCCUCCCGGGAUCUGGGUCGAUGCAUGGCAGGGGUUGAAGGACGAACCCCAGUAUCCACCGCCCGCCGCCGCUGCCAAAACAACCCGUCGAGCGAACGAGCGAACGAGAAAGAGAGAGAGAGAGAGGGCGAGAGAGAGAGAGAGGGAGAGAGAGGGAGAGAGAGACUGA